This is a messenger RNA of Sycon ciliatum, 1969 nucleotides long. RefSeq names its product toll-interacting protein B-like. Gene Ontology annotation, molecular function: ubiquitin binding; ubiquitin conjugating enzyme binding. The transcript has a single exon. The record is from RefSeq and is a predicted model, not a curated record. Lineage: Eukaryota; Metazoa; Porifera; Calcarea; Leucosolenida; Sycettidae. Gene Ontology annotation, cellular component: cytoplasm. Gene Ontology annotation, biological process: ubiquitin-dependent protein catabolic process. Bases 83 to 871 code for a protein of 262 amino acids.
CAUGGAGAGCUGAUCCUUCAGAGAGCAAUUUUCUUUCACUUGACACUUUGUUUGCUGUUUGAAUAUUGCCUUCACUUCCACGAUGGCGGCGCUGACGGACACAAGAAAAGGCAAAGUUCUUCUGGGUGAUCUACCGGAAGAUUUUCUUCGUCUCCCAUUGCCUUCCGCCGACAAUGCAACUAUCUCACCACAGCACUUGCAGAAUGCAACUCUGGAUAGGUCAUUGCUGUCGCGUAUUGAAGUGUCUCUAGCUGAAGCAAGGCUUGUAAAAAAUUAUGGUGUGGGUCGUAUGAACCUUUACUGCCGCUUGCGGAUAGGAGCACGAGUGGAGCUGACACAAACAGGGAACCAUGGAAAGAAUCCUCGCUGGAAUCAUAAUGUUCGAUGUAGACUACACCCUGGCGUUUCUACUAUUCUAAUAGAAGUCCUUGACCAGCGGACGUUCUCCGAGGACGAACGUGUGGCAUGGACUCACAUCGAACUUACUGAACCUGUCCUCGCAGGUGAGUCGGUACUGGACAAUUGGUUCGACUUGAACGGCAAACAGGGUACAGGUGCGGAAGGACAAAUAAAGCUGGUGGUUUCUGUGACACCACCACCUGCUGCUGCCCCUGCCACGUUUGGUGCACAACAGACGCAGCUAUCUAGCCAGCCACAGAUGCAAGUGCCACCACAGGUGCAUCAGCCGCAGCAGCAGCAGCAGCAACAUGAUGGCCGGCCAAUCGUCCGCAUUUCACGCGAGGAACUGCAGUCGGUGCUUGAUAUGUUCCCAACAUUGGAGAAAGAGGUCGUCGUGUCUGUUCUCGAGGCAUCCGGAGGAGAUAUGGAUGCGACAAUUACCAGCCUCCUGGCCAUCAGCAGCACUGACUAGGUUGCGAGUUUUUUUUCCUUAACACUUUACACUUUGCAGCGGCUUGGGCACGUGUCCAGUGUGCCACACUACCAAGUUGACUGCUAUUGGUGUGCGGCUCGGCCUUCGGUGCAUUUUCCCAGUGAUGGAUCUGUACCAGCCAAGGGGGACCUAGUAUAGUCACUGCAUGCUAACACUUGCAAGUCAUCACUGAGCUAAGAUGCAGCACACACACUAUCGAUGACUCGGCGCCCGCGUGUGUUCGGUCACAGCGACCCAACUACCAUGUAAGUUCUUCUCUGCCGUGACCUUGCCAUGCCGUUUCAACUCGAUUUCACUCGGUCUCAUCUUGGUGUCCAGGGUAGAUGGUCGCAUCGCUGUGCUUAUAUUUCUGCUAUUCAUAUCACCAUACUUUCAGACGUAUACAAACGGUUCAGUUUCUUCCCCGAAAUGUAUUCAAAUCCUCGCAUUUCGAUUUCAGUCUGAUAAUGUGCAUGCCCACUCACAAUAUCAUGCAUUUUGGGGCAGGCGGUAAAUUGGAUACUGGACUUUUUCCACCCACUACCAGUAUUCUGUUUUUCCCGGAAAUAUUUGAAACUGCUUUUAAAAGUAGAAAAUGAACCGCCUCUGUUCUUUAUUCGCGUGUCCUGUUAGUUCAUGCUCUGUUGCUAAGGAAGCUGUGACUUUCAAGCAUGCGUAGUCUAGUCUGCUCCAGUAGCCAUUGCUCAGCGUUACAGCCGUGUGCUUGUUUUAACCUGAUCUAUAUCGUAGAUAUUUUCAUACUUUACCUUAGACACAUCUGGAUUUAGCUCUAUUUAUGCAUACAGUUUUUAGGUGUGUGGAGAUGCAAGCUUUUUUUUAAAUUGCCAGUAAUCUGCUUCGCUGAUAGAGGUUCAGUGUGUUAGCUCCGCCAGUGAGAUCAAGCAUUGGUGUGUACAUGUAUGUCGCUGUAUUGUAUGGACAGUGUAUUUACGAUGCUGUGUAACAAUUUUGUUUUUGUUCCGAGGAUAACACGUGCUCGGGUGUAUUUGAAUGAGUGUUAUCUGUCAUCAUUGACUCAUUGUAUUUCAAUUCUACUUGUACUACAGUCAUGUGUCUGUUCUUGUGAUCAUUCCAUUA